Molecule: messenger RNA, 2020 nt
Organism: Epinephelus fuscoguttatus (brown-marbled grouper)
Lineage: Eukaryota; Metazoa; Chordata; Actinopteri; Perciformes; Serranidae
Gene: tmed8
Product: transmembrane p24 trafficking protein 8
Exons: 6
Coding region: 172-981 (269 amino acids)
Cellular component (GO): Golgi membrane
Source: RefSeq, a predicted model, not a curated record
AGUGUCAAAAAAAUCUGGGUCUGUUUUUUCCUGUAAAGCAGCAGCAGCAGCAGCACCGUGGAGAGAUCCGUCACAUGAUUGCAGUGAUAUGGAGCCUCAUUUCCUGACGGCCUGAGCUGGACUAAAAUAAAAUCGUAUCGAGUUAUCAGCUUAUCAGCGUGACAUCCAGCCAUGGAGAGAUUAGAAGCCACAUCAGAGCUCCAGUCGCGGCUGUCAUCGCUCUCCUUCUCAUCGUUCCCCGGACUCACAUCCAACCAGUGCGACGACAGACCGCUGGACAGGCUCCAGAGUACAGACCUUUCACAGAGUUGUAUCCAGUCCAUAAACCAGGCUGAUAUGGAUGAAAGCAAGGAGGAUUCAGGGCAACAUUGUGAGGGCAACGAGGAGGCCCCAGCAGAGCCGGCCCUGGGGGAAGGAGGCGAGGAGAACAACAGUGCUGGGAGCUGUCAGCCCUCCGCUGAGAUGAAAGCCCAGAUGCCACCCCUGAAACCCCCAACGACGUGGACAUCUGCUGCUCUGAAGGAGCUGAAGGCGAAGCUUCGAACGGAGGAUGACAGCAUGGUGACAGUGUACCGAGGAGACAUCAUGACAGUUCACGUGCCCACUGUCCCCGAGGCUAAGAAAGUGUGCUGGGAAUUUGCCACAGACGGUUAUGACAUUGGCUUCGGCAUAUAUUUUGACUGGACUCCAGUCACAAGCCGGUCUAUUACGGUGCACAUCAGUGAGUCGAGCGAUGACGAAGAGGAGGAGGAGGAGCUGGAAGGGCCCGUCACUAAUGGAGACAUCGAGAAGGGCUCCAAAACUCAAACCAAUUCUAACUUGGCUGAAAUCCUCCCUGUGUACCGCCAGGACAGUCACCUAUCCGUCCAGGGUGGGAGCCACGAUUUCCCAGGUGAAGGCACUUACCUCCUGAAGUUCGACAACUCCUACUCACUAUGGCGAAACAAAACUCUUUACUACAGAGUUUAUUACAGUGCCUGAGAUGCCAGUUUAUGAAUGUAUAUCAUUUACAGGAAAAAAUACUACUCUUAAGAACGAUGAACUAUUUUUGAUUCCGUACUUGGAAAAAAAGUUAUAAUAUUUAAAAGGUUAAAUAUAGGCAUAUCUAUUUUUUAUCACUAUCAGCUUGUGUCGCCACACGUUGAGUUUACGAUCAGAUAGUUUUUGAAUGCAGCAUUUGCUCCAAUGUCUCGCUGAUAGAUAUUUGAAGAAGCCUUGCAUAUGUGCCAUGUUCCUGUGUAUGCACUGUGCUAUUUGGUCAAGUGCCCGUCAUAAAGCAUUUAUUGUCUCCAGGUGUAACAUUUCUAUGGUAGCAGUGAUCAGGGAACACCUGUACAGGAUAUAUUUCACCAGGCCAGGUGCUAAAUCAGCAGUGCUCUAAAGAAAUGGAUUUUUGUUUUGUGUGUGUAUGCAGACACCGUCUAUGAUUAUGUUGCUUUGUUGUUGUCACGUGUAUUUAUCUUUCUGUAUCGUAACUUAUUUGUUUUUCUGUGUCAAAUUUGAUCAUGUGACGAUAUAAUUAUGUAAUGCAAAUACUGUGCACAGAGCUGUCUACUGUCAUAGUGGUGUGUCGGUAAAAGAUAUAAGAAUUGAAUGUACUGAAGUAAGUGGUAACAGUUUUCCAGAGUGUGCUUUUUAUGACACAAUCAAAAGCCAUCCCUUAUCACAUAAAGCUCUUAUUGUGUAAUAUAGAUUCAAUAUUUACAUUUGCCUCCUCCCCUCCUCCCUUUAAUUUACUGUAUCAGAGGCAAGGAGCAGUUAUGAUGUUCAUCUAAAUGUAUUUUGUGCACAGGUCUAUGUUGCCUUGUUUCAUCCUGUUUCCAAAGUCGAUACUUCUACCACACUCCAUCGUGUGCAUGUUCCCAAAGAUGUCACAGAUUUGGCUGCUAAUGCCGCACACAAUGUAAAACAGCCAGUUUAAAGCUUCCCAUGUUUGCUGUACUGUACCUUUACUGUAAGUUCUGAUGACAUUUGUUCCUGAAAUUUAUAUCCCACAAUAAAGAGAAGAUUAUCUACUUUU